AUUCUACAAUCGAUUUGUAUCAUUCUACACACAUUCACAAUUUGUAAAAAUGGCACAACUAAUUAACGACGGUUCAUGGUGGUGGGAAGUGAUUAGCAGCAACAAAGACCAACUUACUCAGCUGGCAGUUGGCACCAUUUCAGCAAUGAUCUUGGCUAUUUUAUGGCACAUAUUGAAAUCUUUGAGCUCCUCAGAUGGUGCACCACCCCUGCCACCAGGUCCCCGUUCCUUGCCAAUUGUAGGUUACCUUCCAAUUCUUGGCGGUGACAUGCAUAAACAAUUCAGUAACUUGGCCCACAUCUACGGGCCCAUUUUUAAGUUUCACUUGGGAAGCAAACUUCAUGUCGUUAUAAACAGCCCCGACAUAGCAAAAGUGGUGGUCCGUGAGCAAGAUGAGAUCUUUGCUAACCGCAAUCCAUCAAUUGCUGCCUUUACAAUGUCUUUUGGAGCCCGAGAUGUUAUAUGGUCCGACAACAAUUCAGAUUGGCGUAACCUUCGUAAGCUAUUUGUCCAUGAGGUCCUAAGCAACAAGAAUCUUGAAGCAUGCAGGUAUUUUCGAAGGGAUGAGGUUAGGAAAACUAUCAAGAAUAUUUAUAGUAAGAUUGGAACCACAAUCAACAUUAGCGAGAUCGCUUUCUUGACCGAGGUUAACGUCCUAACGAGCAUGGUUUGGGAAAACACUUCAGAUGCAUUCGCAAAAGGUAGCCAUUUUGUAGCAGAGUUAAAGAUGAUUGCUUCAAAUGUUGUUGAGCUCAUGGGACAGCCGAAUGUGUCUGACAUCUUCCCUAGUCUAGCAUGGCUUGAUCUACAAGGUGUCUUGCGGAAGACCAAGAAGCUACUUUAUCAGGUGGAUCAAAUUUUCACAAGCAUUAUUGAUGAUCGAAUCGAAUCUAACUCCAGAAAACCUAAGGAUGCAGUUAGGCCUCAAGGAAAAAAAGAUUUUUUACAGAUCUUAUUAGAUCUCAUGGACCACGAAGAUGCAACAUCCAUUAGCAUUACCCAAAUAAAGGGACUUCUCCUGGAUAUUAUGGUUGCAGGAUCAGAAACGACAACAACACUAAUAGAAUGGGCAAUGGCAGAGAUCAUGCGAAAUCGUGACAUAAUGAAAAGGAUUCAAAAAGAAUUAGUAGAUGUUGUGGGACUUGACAAUAUUGUUGAAGAAUCUCAUCUCCUUAAACUACAAUACCUAGAAGCUACCAUUAAGGAAACAUUUCGGUUGCACCCAGUACUACCUCUCAUACUACCACGAUCACCAAGCAAGGAUUGCAUAGUAGCUGGAUUCACCAUUCCAAAAGGUUGUACCGUGUUACUAAAUCUUUGGUCAAUCCAUCAUGAUCCUAAGUAUUGGGACAAUCCAUUAAAUUUCAAUCCAGAGAGGUUCUUGACAAACAAAUAUGAUUUCAAAGGAAGUAAUUUAAACUUCUUCCCAUUUGGGUCGGGGAGAAGAUUGUGUCCAGGCGCUCCACUGGCCGAGAAAAUGCAAAUGUAUAUAUUGGCUUCACUCUUGCACUCUUUUGAUUGGAGCUUGCCCGAAGGUGAAGAACAUGACCUAUCCGAAAAUUUUGGCUUUACACUAAAGAAAAAAGAACCACUCAUUGUUGUCCCAUCACAAAGGUUGCCAAACGUGAGCCUAUAUAUGUAAUGAUUUUGGUCAAAUAUCUAAGUUCGUAGUCGUCUAUGGGAUGGUUUGUUGGCGGUGGUUCCUGGUUGAUUUAGAAAAAAAGUGCAUCUAUAUGUAUGUUUUGUUUUCACUUCCCUUGAUAAUAAAGUAAAGUGUAAGUUCUGUUUUA
Lactuca sativa (garden lettuce) is the source of this 1790-nucleotide messenger RNA. Its product is annotated as cytochrome P450 76C1. NCBI's taxonomy places the organism in Eukaryota, Viridiplantae, Streptophyta, Magnoliopsida, Asterales, Asteraceae. The record is from RefSeq and is a predicted model, not a curated record. Gene Ontology annotation, molecular function: iron ion binding; heme binding; monooxygenase activity.